This is a messenger RNA of Malaya genurostris, 652 nucleotides long. Its product is annotated as DNA-binding protein SMUBP-2. Gene Ontology annotation, molecular function: zinc ion binding. Bases 109 to 600 code for a protein of 163 amino acids. NCBI's taxonomy places the organism in Eukaryota, Metazoa, Arthropoda, Insecta, Diptera, Culicidae. The transcript has a single exon. The record is from RefSeq and is a predicted model, not a curated record.
UUUGCUGCUACUAGCCACACUGUUUUUGUAUUCAUUACCUUCAGAAUAAUUUAUAUUUAUUUCUAUAAGAAAAACAAAUAUUCAAUUCUAAAUCAUAAAUCAACCCUGAUGAAUGCCAAAACCCCAACUUCCCAGUCGAUUGGAACCUCAGAAGCUUUGCAACUCGUAACGGACCCUAAAAAAGUCACCAAAGCGACGGACAUUCUUGAACCAUUACCAUGUACGACGGUAGAGCAAAAUUUGGACCACGUCCUGGAAGCUGUGAAAACGGUCGACCAAACUUGUGAUUUUAAGCGAUGUAAGCAGAAAACCAAUAUGAUGGGAUCGAACUGUGAUUUUUGCAAGCAGAGGUUUUGCUUCAAGCAUGGCCUACCGGAGAUUCAUGGCUGCGGGGAAGCCGUACGCAAACAGGAACGGGAAGAAUUUCUUCAUCCGUUACCGGCCAAAACGGUCCAGGCCCAGGAAGAUUUGAAAAAAGCACACGGUCGACUAGACCAGAAGCUAAAGCAGAUGAAUUUGUCACGGAAAGCGAAACCACCGGGUGCUGCUGGUGAAGGAUCAUCCGGUCGAGGAGGAAGCAAACGAAGGGGGAAGUCUUAAACUGUGAUUUAUUGAAAUACUUGAAGCUAAAUACAUUAAUUAAUAUGAAUCA